This is a messenger RNA of Trichosurus vulpecula (common brushtail), 4251 nucleotides long. RefSeq names its product heterogeneous nuclear ribonucleoprotein U like 2 (gene HNRNPUL2). Gene Ontology annotation, cellular component: membrane. Gene Ontology annotation, molecular function: protein binding. The record is from RefSeq and is a predicted model, not a curated record. NCBI's taxonomy places the organism in Eukaryota, Metazoa, Chordata, Mammalia, Diprotodontia, Phalangeridae. The transcript has 14 exons. Bases 1 to 2367 code for a protein of 788 amino acids.
AUGGAGGUGAAGCGGCUGAAAGUGACCGAGCUGCGGUCGGAGCUGCAGCGGCGGGGCCUGGACUCGCGCGGCCUCAAGGUGGACCUGGCGCAGCGGCUGCAGGAGGCGCUGGACGCCGAGAUGCUGGAGGACGAGGCGGGCGGGGCGGCGGCGGCGGCGCGGCCCGGGCGGCCAGAGGCGGCGGCGGCGGCGGCGGCCGUGCGGAGCCCGGGCGGCGACGAGGCGGACGAGGACGACGACGCCGCGGACGAGGACGCGGACGAGGACGAGGACGCGGCAGCGGCGGUGGCGGCCGCCGAGGGGGAGGAGGGGGAAGAGGAGCGGGAGGAGGGGGAGCGGGGGGCGGGGGCGGCCGAGGAGGACGCGGCGGCGGCGCUGCUGCUGCUGGAGGACGAGGACGAGGCCGAGGAUCCGCCCCCCGCCGCCGCCGCGUCCCAGCCCCAGCCCCAGCCGCUGGGCCGGGCCUCCGCGCAGCCCCGGCCGCCCGCAGCCGCCCCGCCGUCCCCGGCGCCGGCCCUGGCAGCGCCCGCCGCGCAGCCCCCGGAUUCCCCGGCGCCGCCACAGCCGGGCCAAGGCGACGGGGACGCGGAACCCGAGGCCGAGGGGGCCUCGGCCCCGGGCGGCCAGCGCGACCCGGCGCCCGCUCCCAAGGCAGGCGACGACGACGAGCCGGGAGACGAGGAGGACAGCGAGAAGACGAAGCCCAGCGGUUCCGAUGGAGAGCGUCGUGGGGUGAAAAGGCAGCGAGAUGAGAAGGAAGAACAUGGCAGGGCUUACUACGAGUUUCGAGAAGAGGCUUAUCACAGUCGCUCCAAGUCCCCACCACCCCCUGAAGAAGAAGCCAGAGACGAGGAAGAGGAUCCGACCCUGGUGAACCUGGACACGUAUACCUCAGAUCUCCAUUUUCAAGUGAGCAAGGACCGUUAUGGGGGCCAGCCACUUUUCUCUGAGAAAUUUCCCACCCUUUGGUCUGGAGCGAGGAGCACAUAUGGAGUGGCAAAGGGAAAAGUCUGUUUUGAGGCCAAGGUCACUCAGAAUCUGCCGCUGAAAGAAGGCUGCACCGAGGCUUCCCUUCUCCGAGUUGGAUGGUCUAUUGACUUCUCCUGUCCACAACUUGGUGAAGAUGAAUUUUCUUAUGGCUUCGAUGGCCGGGGGCUAAAGGCAGAAAAUGGGCAGUUUGAGGAAUAUGGCCAGGCCUUUGGGGAAAAUGAUGUCAUUGGCUGCUUCGCUAAUUUCGAGAGUGAGGAGGUGGAACUCUCUUUCUCUAAAAAUGGAGAUGAUUUGGGUGUAGCUUUCCGGGUCAGCAAGGACUCCUUGAAUGAGCGAGCCCUCCUGCCUCAUGUCCUCUGCAAAAAUUGUGUGGUGGAACUCAACUUUGGUCAGAAGGAGGAACCCUUCUUCUCCCCUCCAGAGGAGUUUGUGUUCAUCCAUGCUGUGCCUGUGGAGGAUCGGGUUCGAACCUCGCUGCCACCUAAGACUACGGAGGAGUGUGAGGUAUUACUGAUGGUGGGACUGCCUGGGUCUGGAAAGACCCAGUGGGCAUUGAAACAUGCACAAGCUAAUCCUGAGAAAAGAUACAACGUCCUGGGAGCUGAGACUGUGCUCAAUCAAAUGAGGACGAAGGGGCCGGAGGAGCCAGAGCUGGACCCCAAGAGCCGGGACCUUCUAGUACAGCAAGCCUCCCAGUGCCUUAGCAAGCUGGUCCAGGUGGCUUCGAGGACAAAAAGAAACAUCAUCCUGGACCAGUGUAAUGUCUAUAACUCUGGCCAGCGGCGGAAGCUGCUCCUCUUUAAGACCUUCUCUCGAAAAGUGGUGGUGAUUGUCCCCAACGAAGAGGACUGGAAGAAGAGGCUGGAGCUGAGGAAGGAAGCGGAGGGAGACGACGUCCCGCAGACUGUAAUGCUGGAGAUGAAAGCCAAUUUCUCUCUGCCUGAAAAAUGUGACUAUAUGGAGGAGGUGACCUUUGGGGAACUGGAGAAGGAGGAGGCCCAGCCUCUGGUCACCAAAUACAAAGAGGAGGCAAGGAAGCUGCUGCCCCCUUCUGAAAAGCGGACAAACCGCCGAAACAACCGAAACAAGCGUAACCGGCAGAGUCGAACUCGAGGCCAAGGAUACGCCGGCGGGCGCCGGGGCUACGACAGCCGUGCCUAUGGGCAGCAGUACUGGGGGCAGUCUGGAAGCAGAGGGGGGUACCGUAACUUCUACGAUCGAUACCGAGGAGACUAUGACCGAUUCUACGGCCGGGACUAUGAUUACAACCGAUACAGGGAUUACUACCGGCAGUACAACCGGGAGUGGCAGAGCUACUACUACCAAGACCGAGAUCGAUACUACAGAAGCUACUAUGGCUACCAGGGGUAUCGGUGAAGGGCAGGGUGAAGGCCGGGCCAGUGGCGCCUGCUGGCCUCGAGGAGCUCGACCUCGGCCCGGAGGCACAACCAAUGAGAAACAGGCUGGGGGGGGAGGAAGGGGGACGAGGCAAACCAAGAAGAACUGUACAUUUUUUUUAAAGUUUGUUGAAAAGAAUAUUGUCUUAUUCUAUAAAACAUUUCAGACCUAGUUAGACAUUUGUAAUCACAAACCUUUGCGCAUAAUACAGCCCUAGGGAUGCCUUUCCUGUCUCUGUAAGUGAAUGGGACUGGAUGAGCAAUGUGUUAGCCUGAGGCCCCUGGGUUGGCAGUUAGGCAGGGGAGAGGUCCUGAGGGCUGGGACUGGGGCAGUGAAAAUAAACCAUUGGCUCUUAUCAAUCAUUUGCACCAAUGACCGCUUGUAUUUUCUUUACCAAACUUUCCCUCUUGGGAUGUCUGGUCUGGUGGGCUGGAGGCCAGCAUGACCUUAUCUCCUAUCUUGUGUCUUUGUGCUGGUGGCCAAGGCAUAGAAACCGUCCAUUAGAUGACUACUGAAUGGGACACCGAGGUUCAGUGGGGCAAGGUCUGCUUGGGUCUAGAGCAGGGUGUUCGGUUCUUUUUGUCUAUUAAUGCAUUUUCCUGAAAGCUUGGUGAGUGGGCAUGCUGGGCUAGCAUGGAGAACCUGGUUUGCUAGUGCUCAUCUCUGUCUUCCAAGGUCAUGCCAGGGGUGCCCUGAGACGUCACCCCUGUGCAGUGUCCACCUUCCUGAGUAGUGGGAGAGGGGGGAUGUUUCUCAGGGUUUCACAAACAAAUGCAACAGGAUUCUUGUAUUCAUUGGAGCGUGACAUGUCCAGAGGCAAAUCUUGUGGUGUGAGCAGCCAGCUCCCAGAGCCAAGAAUAGCAAUUCCUGUACCAUGUUACAUUGUGUUAGAGAGCAGGGCCAGGGAAGGGGCUUGGGUGGGAUGGGUAGGAGGAGGCUCAGUGCAGGUGGUGGUUUCCCAGGAUGAGCAAAAGGGAGUUUGUGUAUGUGAGAGAGACCUCCCUCCAGAGGCCUUGCUUUAUUCUUGAUUUCCUCAUUUUCAGUCAGUUCUUUACAAAGGGGUGAAGCUGGUAGACUGUGGUGUAGGAGAGGUAGCUAUUGGGGGUGGAUAGGAUGGGCCUUCCCUGAACCCUGGACUGUUCCCCUUAGGUGCAGCUCCCUUCCUGCCCAGCUUCUCCUCAGCGGCUGCCUCAGCUGGCCCGUCUGAAAUCGUUUUAGGGGAAAGGGUUUGUCUUCCCUUCCCCUUUUGUUGCACUAAGCCAGUUGGCAUGAAGCCAAGGCCUGACUCUCAACUCUUUCCAUCUGUCCUUGACAAGACACUGGCCUCCAAACUCGCACCUGGUCCUCUGAUGUUGCCCUGUAAGAGUUGGUGACAGUGGCUGGAGGCAAGGCUUACAUGCCAGCGCAGCCCGGUCCUGGGCAGGCUGACCCUGAAUUCUGAUUCCCACCUUGCAUUUGCUUAGUCAGUGACUGCUGUCCUCUGGGAAAGGUCAGGAGCUCUCCGACCACUGUGGGCAGUAACCCGGACUGAGGGCUGGGAAGGGGUAAGGCCACUUGUAAAGAAGCUUGGGUUUCUGGAGUCUAGCUGUGCCACCCUGGUCAAAACAGACCAAGAGAUCCUUUGUCAAAACAGUGUCUCUGGUUUAAAAAAAAAUUAGUCCUAAGGGGAGCAAAACCCAGGGAUGAUGGUACCAGAAGGCACUCGCCUUGUUCUUCAUGAACACCUGUUUUGUGUUUUUUUCUGAAUGUCUUAGUUGUUGUAGAUGGAAAAGCUUGUAAGACAAGUAACAGAAAACAAGCCUGUGAAUGCUUUUACGAAGCCUGUAAAGUGUUAUGGACGUGGCCAGUAAAAGAGAAACAAAG